GCCCCUCCCGGACUGACAGCGGGGCCGCAGCGCGCUUGCGCAGUGCUCUCUUCCCCCGCAGUCUCUGUGCGUUGAAGCCGGAGACCGCGGCGGCCUCUGCUAGGACCCUCCGCCCGGGAGCCGCCGGCCGGAGCCGCAGCCUCGCCGCCUGGGGAAUGGCCGUCAAUGUGUACUCCACAUCUGUGACCAGUGAAAAUCUGAGUCGCCAUGAUAUGCUUGCAUGGGUCAAUGACUCCCUGCACCUCAACUACACCAAGAUAGAACAGCUCUGUUCAGGGGCAGCCUACUGCCAGUUCAUGGACAUGCUCUUCCCUGGCUGUGUGCACUUGAGGAAGGUCAAGUUCCAGGCCAAACUAGAACACGAAUAUAUCCACAACUUCAAGGUGCUGCAAGCGGCUUUCAAGAAGAUGGGUGUUGACAAAAUCAUUCCUGUAGAGAAAUUAGUGAAAGGAAAAUUCCAAGAUAAUUUUGAGUUUAUUCAGUGGUUUAAGAAAUUCUUUGACGCAAACUAUGAUGGAAAGGAUUACAACCCUCUGCUGGCGCGGCAGGGCCAGGACGUAGCACCGCCUCCUAACCCAGGUGAUCAGAUCUUCAACAAAUCCAAGAAACUCAUUGGCACAGCAGUUCCACAGAGGACGUCCCCCACAGGCCCCAAGAACAUGCAGACCUCUGGCCGACUGAGCAACGUGGCCCCACCCUGCAUCCUCCGGAAGAAUCCCCCAUCAGCCCGAAAUGGUGGCCACGAGACCGAUGCCCAGAUUCUUGAACUCAACCAACAGCUCCUAGACUUGAAGCUGACCGUGGAUGGGCUGGAAAAGGAGCGUGACUUCUACUUCAGCAAACUGCGCGACAUUGAGCUCAUCUGCCAGGAGCACGAAAGCGAAAACAGCCCUGUUAUCUCGGGCAUCAUCGGCAUCCUUUAUGCCACUGAGGAAGGGUUUGCACCCCCUGAGGACGAUGAGAUUGAAGAACACCAACAAGAAGACCAGGACGAGUACUGAGGGCGGCGCCAGCCCUGGCUGACUGUGCGGCUUCCUUCCGUGCCCCCCUCCCUGCGCCCGCCCCACAUUACAGUCCUUUCCUUCAGCCAGUCGGCCGGCCGGGUGCUUUGUGUCAGUGCCGCAGCAUUGGGGAGCCGUGUGAGGGGCUCGGGAGGAUGGGGCAGGGGAGCAGGCAGAGGCUCUAUCCCAGCCUCCCCCCCAAAAGUGGCACUUGCCCAGGGGGCAGAACCCCUGCCCACUCCCCACCCCUAUUUAUUUCCGUUGUCUCUAUGCUGUGUCAGCCAACACUUCCCAGGGUGCUGCUGCCACCCGCCGAGCCAGCCACCUGCUCCCCGAGAGCCAGCAGCUGUAUAUUUGACAAAGUCAUUGGUAUAUUUUUACUUACUGGAUUGUCCUUGCACUUUACCUGUUCUUUUUCCAGGGCUGACAGCGAGCUCGGGGCAGCAGGCCUGGCUUGGCUCCCCUUCCCCAUGCCAAGGCUGGGGCAGGACUCACCAAUUCUUAUUUAUUUUGUCUCUUGACCUCCCAGUAGUUGAGGGGAAGGCUGAUGUCAGGAGAGGAAGGGGGCCGAGGUGGCAGUGCUGGGGGCCCAGGGAUCAGGGAGAGGGAGGGGAGCAUGUGAGGGACAGAAGUGACCUCCUGGCACUGGGCUUACCCGCCCAAGACCCCUGCCCAGCACCGAAGGCCAGCACUGCCCCAAGGCCCUAGCCAUCCCCUCCUGCAGCCUGGUCCACACCACACAGAAUCUGCCUGCCCCCCCCUGUCUGCCCCCCCACCCUGCCCCUCAGCACCAGCCUGCAUAUGUGUUCACUUUUAUUUAAAUAAACUUGUGUGGUAAAAGUUC
Messenger RNA from Chinchilla lanigera (long-tailed chinchilla), 1845 nucleotides. It is a transcript of the gene Mapre3, whose product is annotated as microtubule-associated protein, RP/EB family, member 3. Gene Ontology annotation, molecular function: microtubule plus-end binding. Gene Ontology annotation, biological process: regulation of microtubule polymerization or depolymerization; protein localization to microtubule plus-end; spindle assembly. The record is from RefSeq and is a predicted model, not a curated record. Lineage: Eukaryota; Metazoa; Chordata; Mammalia; Rodentia; Chinchillidae. Gene Ontology annotation, cellular component: microtubule plus-end; microtubule organizing center; spindle midzone.